GUGAACCUAGAAAAGGGAGAGCUCUUCUGCCAUGGACUCUGCGGCGCCAGCAGUGCCUAGGGAGAACCCCGACAGCGCAAAGCUGCCGGGGAAGAGGACACCAAAAAUUUCGGGAGCUCCCAGGUCGCCCCUGAACUGCGAGGCAGCGCUGCAUGAGCGCCCCUUUCUGGUGUGGAGGGAGCAACCAGCCGCUGGGGAAAACUUUCUGGGCCUGCAGUACCUAUAUAGGUCAGGCUCCGGCCCUGAGGGAGAAGAAGCCCUUACCAAGACCAGUGAUCCUGCAGCCCCCCAAGCCUUCAGGUGCCGGAGUUGUGGACUGACUGUAGCCAGCCUCUCUGACCUCAUUCACCAUCAGAGCAACCACGGGGGUGACAGGCCUUACAAUUGUCCAGAGUGUGACAAAAGCUUCCGACGUGGCUCAGACCUGGUUAAGCACUACAGGGUACACACUGGUGAAAAACCGUACCCCUGCCCAGAAUGUGGCCGUUGCUUCAGCCUCAGCUCCAACCUCACCAAACACCGGCGCUCUCACUCAGGUCUCCGACCUCACAAGUGCUUGGAGUGCGGAGAGGCCUUUGGCCGCAGUGCAGAUCUAGCCAAACACCAGCGGGUGCACACUGGGGAAAAGCCCUACACGUGUGCUGAGUGCGGUAAAACUUUCAGGGUUAGCUCCAACUUGAUCCAGCACCAGCGCACACACACUGGUGAGAAGCCCUACCGCUGUGGGCUCUGUGGCAAGAGUUUCAGCCUCAGCUCUAACCUAUUGCAGCACCAGCGCUGUCACACAGGUGAGAAACCCUACUUCUGUUCCUGGUGUGGGGACAGCUUUGGGCGCAGCUCCUAUCUGCUGGAACACCAGCGUUCACACACUGGUGAGAAGCCCUACAAUUGCUGUGAGUGUGGCAAGAACUUCACCAACAGCUCAAACUGCCUAAGGCACCAGCGCACCCACAACGGAGAGCCACCCUUCAGGUGUCUUGAAUGUGGGCGUGGUUUUAGUGAGCAUACCAUGUUCACUGAACACCAGUGCAGCCACUUGAAUGAAUGAAUGCCUGGCACCUGUCCAGAAUCUGGCAAAAGCUUACACCACAAUUCCCAUGUUCACAUAUGAGUAAAGCCCUAGAAGUGGCCUGAUUGCAGCAAGUGUUUUGUGGACAGCACCCACACAUUCACACAAGCCAAAACAACCUUAGACUUGUAAAGAGCUUCAGCCAGAGCUCCCACUUGCCCAUCUUCCAGGUGACCCACGGUAGCAAGAAAACCUCCAUCUGCCUCCAGCGUGGCAAGGCCUUUGCCCAUAACUCCAACCAACAGAUGUACCAAGGUGGAAGGUUCUGCAAAUAUCCCUGGCUUCAAUAUUAGUCCAAAGUUCAUUUCUGGUUUGGGUCCUAAGGGACCAAGGUUUCUAAGCAGACCUUUUCUGCGCUGUUUAGGGUGCAGAACUGAUGAUAGGACUUAGGUGGGCCUUCUGGGUUGGUACAGGAACACCAGGCUGGAAUAACGUAGCACUAGAGCUGUGGCUACUGCCUUCAAAGAGCCUUCAAUUUUUUUUUUUUUUUUAAUUAGGCCUGCUCUGGGAGGCUACAGAAUGUCAACCAGGGGGAGCAUUUUUUGGAUGGCCAGGUCCAUGCAGCCCUGACCCACCCAGCUGCUUCCAGAUGGGUUAAAAGCAACAUCUACCUCUUCCCAGAGGAAGAGGACCACAAACCAGGCAAGUCCCUGUGAGGACUUCAGUGUCAAGAGGUUGGAGGUGGACCAGAGGGUAUGGAUCAUAAAGAAGGAUAUGCCCUGGCAUAGAGUUUGAACUUGGGAUUGUUAUAUGAGCUCUGAGCACAUGGUCCCAGUGAAAGACCUGUUGCUGCUUAAUAACUAUCUUGACUGUUAAAACUGGAUGGGGGGAUCAGAAGCCAAAACAAAGUAUCAGACUUGACUUCAGGGAUGCUUUAUGGUAUUUCUAGACAUAGGCAAAGGCCCAAGAUUUGUCAUCUGCCCCAUCCCUGUCUUCAGUCCCUUCCUUUGAAAGUUCCCCUGGCUGCUUUUUUCUUUUCCGUAUCCCCUAUCAGUAGAAGAAAAAGUAGUGAAGUCUUUCCUUCCUGUGCCCAGACUGGAGAGUGAAUGUGAGAAUGUGACCUUUUUUUGGGAGGGCUUUAUGAAACAGGGUCUCCCUUAGCACUAGCUGGCCUGGAACUUACUUUGUAGACCAGGCUGGCCUUGAACUCACAGAGAUCCACCUACCUCUGCCUCUUGAAUGCCGGGAUUAAAGGCAUGUACCACCACACACGCCCAAUUUAAAUGUGACCCUUUUGUUGACAUGGAGGCAGGCUGCCCACAUAAAUCCUGCUGGUAAACUUAGUGUAAAUAUGGGAGCCAGGGGAGGCUUCCCAAAGCACUACAUAAUUUGUGCUCAGAGUAGAGUCCAAGCAAUGAGGUACUUCCCCUAUAACUGCCUUUUCCUUAGAGGCAUGAAAUAACCCUUUUAAGGCUGAGGAUGGAAUUUUCUGUUUCAGGGAUCUAAUAACCUAAUAACACCUGUAGGACAUUCCAUCCAUCCUUAACCCUGGUCCCCUGACCUCUAUUUUUGCUGCCUUUCAUAUACUUGCUGCCCCUAGGACUGUGCCCAGAGACGCUAAAGAGAAAAAAUAUGAAGUUACCCACCCUCAGCUUCCAACAGUGUCCAGAUUUGUCUUGCUAGCUAUGUGACCUCUUCUGGGUGUCAGUUCCUCCAUCUGUGAAACAGGUGCUUCCUCACCAGGCUGUGAUAAAGAUUCCAAAGGUAUAUCUACCUUCUUGAAGAACUUGGGUCAGGGGAGUGGCUCAGUAAGUCUCAGUUUCCCUUUUCUUCAAGUCAGGAGCCCUCUUGUAUCGUUCAGAAAGCAUCAUGCCAGCUCAUGGGCCAGCCUCUCUAAGAUUACAGAAAUCCAAGACACUCCUGCAGUAGCAAUGGACCAGUAACAACACAGGGAAUGCUCUGGCACUGGAGAAGGGGUGUUGCCUGGAGCAGAUCUAAAGCUUUCAUCCAGAUGACAUCGAAUGAACAGCACUGGCUUCUCAAGUUGGGAGAAACAAAUGCCCCCAAGUGGGGGUAAGUAAUUAAGGAAAGGGUCCGCAAUAUGUUCCCAUCGACAGUAGUUAACACAAUCCAGUGUUUGAGUUGGAUGCCUGAGCCUCACACAUAAUUGGCACUCAAUAAAUAAUUAUUAUGAUCAGGUCCUA
Messenger RNA from Nannospalax galili (Upper Galilee mountains blind mole rat), 3213 nucleotides. RefSeq names its product zinc finger protein 239. Bases 32 to 1048 code for a protein of 338 amino acids. NCBI's taxonomy places the organism in Eukaryota, Metazoa, Chordata, Mammalia, Rodentia, Spalacidae. The record is from RefSeq and is a predicted model, not a curated record. Gene Ontology annotation, cellular component: nucleus. The transcript has a single exon. Gene Ontology annotation, biological process: regulation of transcription by RNA polymerase II. Gene Ontology annotation, molecular function: DNA-binding transcription activator activity, RNA polymerase II-specific; RNA polymerase II cis-regulatory region sequence-specific DNA binding.